ACACAAUUACCGCGUGAUAUUCACUUCCAUUUUUAAGUCGAAGAGGAUACAAAUCCUUUGACAUGAGUGCUUGGCAGCUUGCCACUCACUUACCUGCAUCCAUUAUCUCUCUAAAUUCUUCCCUGGCGACUUCCGUUGAAUAUCCUUCCUUACACUAACAAUAGACAUGUCUAAUCCAAACCCAAAUUCCAAUAACCCGACCCAGAUACUUCACCCGCAUCAAGAUCCAAAUAGCAACACCGCCGACCCUCAAGUUCCGCUUCGGAACCUAUCCUUGGUUCGAACCAGAAUCGAUUCUCUACGAACCUUCCUAUCUCAAUCCAUCAACACAAACACUCCUAUCACCAACGAUCAAAUAACCGUCGUCUCCAACCAGAUCGUCUCCGCCAUCCACCACACCAUAGUCAACGCCGCCGCCCUCGUUUCUUACUCUCAAAAUCUCACCGUUCCCGGAUCCUCAAUCUUCCCACCGCCCUCCUCCAAGCUCGAUUCAAAGAUCGAACCAGCUAAAGAUGAAGUUGACGACUGCGACGACUACCUCAUCGACGACGAUUGUGAAAUCGUGGAACUCGACGCUGUCGAAUUACUAGCUGAACAUCUCCAUUUCUGCGAGAUUUGCGGGAAAGGAUUCAAACGCGAUGCGAAUCUCCGGAUGCAUAUGAGAGCACACGGGAACAAAUUCAAGACGCCGGAAGCAUUAGCGAAGCCUUUAAACGACGGAACACAGCGUCGUCGAACGACGACGCUAUUCUCUUGUCCGUUUGAAGGAUGUAACAGAAACAAGAAGCAUAAGAAAUUCAAGGCUUUAAAAUCGGUUAUUUGUGUUAAGAAUCAUUUCAAGAGAAGUCAUUGUCCGAAAAUGUAUUCGUGUAACCGUUGUAAUAAGAAGAAAUAUUCAGUGGUUUCGGAUUUGAAGAGUCAUAUGAAACAGUGUGGUGAUGAGUGUAAGUGGAAAUGUUGUUGUGGGACAACGUUUUCUAGGAAGGAUAAGUUGUUUGGACAUGUUGCUUUGUUUGAGGGUCAUAUGCCUGCUGUUGUUUUGGAAGAAUGUGAGGAGAAAGGGAAACAAGUUAUGGUGGUGGAAGAGAUUGAAGAUUCUAUUGUGGAGAAAGAGAAAAGUGAUUUGGGUAUGGAUGAAGAAUUUUUUGAUGAUUUUGGGUGUAUUGAUAACUAUUGUUUGGAGGAAGUUUUGGGAUUUCAUGGUAGCUAGUUAGUUAGUUUGGCUUUCACCAUCAGUUUAAUGUGGUUCUUGGGGUCAGUUCUAGCAUAAGUCGUUUCAGUCUUUUCUCAAUCACAGUUGCAGGGAUCAAAUCGUAGAACUUUCUACCAACUAGCUAGUUAGUUAGUUUCACAACAUAUAAUGAUUUCUUGUGGGUUUUGUAAGCAUUUAUUUUCACAUCAGAUUCAGAUAUUGCACAAUAUGGAUAUUUGUUCUAUUAUUCCAUUAGUAGAUUUGUAUCAUAUCAUGUAGUCUAUUGUAGUGUGAUUUUGGUUGUACCAUCUCCAGUUUUAUCACUUUGCCAAUUCAUAGCUUGCACAUUAUCAUACAGAAAUAGGACUUGGGAAGCAUGAAAAAGUUUGUUGAUGCAUAUUUUUACUUUAAUUUAAAUCAAUGUUAGAGUUAGUAAUGUUAGUUUUUGGCGUGUGUCUGGAAAUCGAAUCUCUAAUCUUUUAUGAGAAUUGUUAUUUCAACAUAAUAUUCUAACAAAAAUAUAACAAAGUUUCACUUUAUACUUUUUUAAAUAUUUUUUGUACAUCUCGAUAAUUGUGCUGUGAGUGGAGAAAGGUUGUGUCAUAUUUUUGUCCAGUCUUUUUUGUGUUCAUAUAAUACUACUCAUCUUUUAUCACUUUACUUCUUAGUUUAUAUACUUUAGGUAUCAAGUCCUCCUUAUAACACUCAAUUGUUAAAACACGAUGUAAAGUUAUUUUUAGUUAAGAUUGAGUUUAAAGUGAAAUGGUUUUUGACAAAUUAGAAAUUAGAAAUUUGCAUUGAUUCUAAGGCAGUUAUCAGUUGCGGUCAGAGUUAGAAUUUGUGAACAUUUAUAAUCCGAACAGUCAUUAUUUAUAACCAAAUUCUAAGGCAUCAAUCUUCACCUUGUUAGAUAUGCAGUUAACCACAUUUUCUGCAUCAGAAAAAAUACAAGCAGAGUGCAAACCUUGCUCUCGGACAAACUGGAUUGCCCAGCGAACACCCAACGCUUCAGCCAUAAUUGGAUCCACUGCAAUGUCAUCACACUUGCAUGCACUGAAAGUUGUAAUUCUGUCA
This is a messenger RNA of Trifolium pratense (red clover), 2266 nucleotides long. Its product is annotated as protein SENSITIVE TO PROTON RHIZOTOXICITY 1-like. The record is from RefSeq and is a predicted model, not a curated record. Bases 167 to 1210 code for a protein of 347 amino acids. Lineage: Eukaryota; Viridiplantae; Streptophyta; Magnoliopsida; Fabales; Fabaceae. Gene Ontology annotation, biological process: response to acidic pH; response to aluminum ion. The transcript has a single exon.